This is a messenger RNA of Esox lucius (northern pike), 1331 nucleotides long. It is a transcript of the gene fgf20b, whose product is annotated as fibroblast growth factor 20b. Lineage: Eukaryota; Metazoa; Chordata; Actinopteri; Esociformes; Esocidae. The record is from RefSeq and is a predicted model, not a curated record. The transcript has 3 exons. Gene Ontology annotation, molecular function: growth factor activity; fibroblast growth factor receptor binding. Gene Ontology annotation, cellular component: cytoplasm. Bases 1 to 642 code for a protein of 213 amino acids. Gene Ontology annotation, biological process: positive regulation of protein phosphorylation; cell differentiation; positive regulation of gene expression.
AUGGCUGCUCUGGGUGAAGUUGGAAGCUUCUUGCACGGCAUUGAUGGUGUGGGAAACGUCGGUUCCCAUUUUCUUCUGACGUCUCUUGGGGAGAGUCCAGCGGUACUACUGGGUCAGGGUGAACAUCUUGUACCGGGUGCUGGGGAAAGGUUGUCUCGGAGUCCAACAGCCGAUUUAACGCAUUUAAAAGGGAUUCUCCGUAGAAGGCAGCUAUACUGUAGAACUGGAUUUCAUCUGGAAAUACUUCCGGACGGAACUGUGCAAGGGACAAGAAAGGACCACAGUCGAUUUGGUAUUUUAGAAUUUAUAAGCCUUGCAGUUGGAUUGAUAAGCAUUCGAGGAGUGGACAGUGGUCUCUACCUGGGCAUGAAUGACAAGGGAGAGCUCUAUGGUUCUGAGAAACUAACAGCCGAGUGUGUCUUCAGGGAGCAAUUUGAGGAGAACUGGUACAAUACGUACUCAUCCAACCUUUACAAGCAUGGAGACAAAGGGACUCGCUACUUUGUUGCGUUAAACAAGGACGGUACUUCUCGGGAUGGAACAAAGUCCAGGCGACACCAGAAGUUCACCCACUUUCUACCCCGGCCAGUGGACCCUGACCGGGUACCGGAGCUGUACAAGGAGAUUCUGGGCCACAGCUGAAACUGUCCAGAACCCACCAUCCCAGAUCAGAUCAGGAAUAGCUUCUUAUUAAGCUCCAGUCUCUCUUGCUGUGGGAAGCAGCAAUGUGCUCAGGCCAGGAAAUGUGGCUGGCUGUAUUAGACAGUCGAGCCAAACGGCCAGGGUAGGACUAGCCUGCACUGGGGAUAAAGGCUAGCCAGGGCCUCCCCUCGGAAUGUACAGGCCGGCUCUCAGCGGCCAGGAAGACAGUCUAGAAUGUCUGACAUUGUCAACCUGCACGCCAAGGCAUGAGGAGGCUGUUUGUUCCAGGGGCCAACUGACCCCUGAGAGUAGCUGUCGUGUGGAAUAGGAGAGGAACAGUAAGAGGAUCAGAGGAAGAGAUGCUGAUGAGGGAGGGCAGGAGGAACGGUCACUCAUUUUGUUUGAGGGCCAAUAUGCUUCAGGAAGUGUCUAUUGGACUAAGGAUAUAGUUGGAAUUAUACCAAUAUGACAUAGAGUUUGAACUGCUUAAUUCUGUUGUUGGAACUGCCAAAUCCAUUAGAUCCUAUAAAGAACUUUUUUUUUAUUUAGGGGUAAUAUGAUGUGUUGGAAGGGCUGUGUUUAUUGUAGAAGGACUUUGAAGGAAUUCAACUGUUUUAUAUUCUUUAUACAGACAAGAUAAAGCAGAAAGAUGUUAUAUUAUUACAGAAGUCAUUUAAAAAUGUAUUAUU